AUGUCUUCAAACGUAGAACCAAGUCCUCCGUAUCACCCAGCUUAUUCCUCGGCAUAUACCACCUCGGAUUCUCCCCAGCAAUCUAGCCAGGAAGCGGAAGACACCGGUAUAGACGCCAGUCUGUCUUGGAUACCUCAAGGAAUGCCCCAACUUAGACCAACAUCACGCUUAGAGAAACCCGUUGUAAUUCCUCGCGUCGGUACGGCCAGUAAACUUCAGAUUCCGCUGCCUUUCCUGCGGGUCUACAGUCACGUCUUGCGAGCGCAUGACAUCCACGAAUCAGACUUCCUGUCCAUGAUCGACAAUCUUGCUGUUGCACAGGCAGCUUCUCCACCUAUGAAAGCUGUGGAUACGGCGGGAAUGGUGCUAGGCUUUGUACCGUAUCAUUGGGCUCAAGCAGCGGGUUUUGGCAUUCAGGUCGCCGCAGGAGUCGGCACAGCAGGUAUCUCGGCAGCCCGAACGAAGGCAUUUUUCAAGAAGGUAAACGAGAUGUACCUGAAUCCUCGCGGUCUGAAGGUGUCUAUCAAGAAAGAUGAGGACCUGGUUGCUCUGCUUGGUUUGCCUGCAAAUGGACCGGCAUUAGGACCUUCUGAUAUGAAUCGAGAGCCUAUUGCCCUCAGGGACCGGCGCAUGCAAAUUCUUGCACCGCAUAUAGCUCCUUUGACUCUUGAAGUGCCCCCUCCUGCAGAGCAGAGGAGUGUUCUAGACAGGAUCAGUGCACGCCAAGUCUCGAAGCGUAUUGCGAAGCAAGAAAAAGAUUUCGUGAAAAAGUUCGAUAAGCAGAGCAGGAAGAGUGAGAAGCGCAGGAGAAAAGGUAAGGAAGGAUAUAUCAUUAAAGUCGAGGCCAAGCAGCUGGAAGACAUUGCCAAACUACAGUAUUUGGUCAUCGAAAAUCUUUACGGAUGA
This is a messenger RNA of Truncatella angustata, 906 nucleotides long. RefSeq lists its product as uncharacterized. Bases 1 to 906 code for a protein of 301 amino acids. The record is from RefSeq and is a predicted model, not a curated record. NCBI's taxonomy places the organism in Eukaryota, Fungi, Ascomycota, Sordariomycetes, Amphisphaeriales, Sporocadaceae. The transcript has 3 exons.